Aspergillus oryzae RIB40 is the source of this 429-nucleotide messenger RNA. RefSeq lists its product as uncharacterized. Bases 1 to 429 code for a protein of 142 amino acids. The transcript has a single exon. The record is from RefSeq and is a predicted model, not a curated record. Lineage: Eukaryota; Fungi; Ascomycota; Eurotiomycetes; Eurotiales; Aspergillaceae.
AUGGAAUACAUCGACGGCAUAUCCAUGUCGCAAUUAACAGACGAACAAAAGGAGGUGGUCAAUGUUGAACUUCAGCAACAUCUGGAUGUUCUGCAUGGAAUCAAGUCCAAAAGUAUCGCUAGUCCUUCCGGGAUCGUUAUCCCGCCGUAUCGAGUGAUGCGUCAAUCGAGUAAGGAUGCCUGGUCUCGUCUAUCAUCUGAAACUUGCGAUUAUGUGUUUUGUCUUAAUGAUCUUUCUCAGGAGAAUGUUAUUGUGGAUCCCGAAACACUGAAGAUAAAGGCGAUUAUCGACUGGGAAUAUGCGGAGUUUUUUGCGGCUUACUUCGAUUACCCUUUUUAUAAGAGGCUGGGCCCUUCUAUGGCAUUGGAGGGGGAGAGAGAUGAUGUACCGGAACUGCUUCAACUUUUGAAUUCGGAGUCAACGAACUAG